This is a messenger RNA of Cylicocyclus nassatus, 1611 nucleotides long. The record is from the annotation of a GenBank genome assembly. NCBI's taxonomy places the organism in Eukaryota, Metazoa, Nematoda, Chromadorea, Rhabditida, Strongylidae.
AUGGCUCAAUGUGGUCCACGAAAGAUAUAUGCUGUGUUUACUCAGAAUGAAAUGGACUUUACUGUCGAAGUCCCUCCAGGAAAGUUCCAGUGCUUUUUCCAGCCUGUGGAUACCACUCAACAUAAGACCAUGGAAGUGGAUUAUCAGGUUAUUGAUGGAGGAGACUUGAACAUAAACUUCAUGAUCAUAAUGGGCGCCAAUGUGUUAGUCCAAGAGAAUAUGAAAACUGACGGCAGUCACAGGCUAGAUCUACAGCUUUCUGGCGAUUACCAAGUUUGCUUUGACAACUCGUUCAGUUAUCAGUCUCGUAAGGUCGUAUUCUUCGAAAUCUACCUUAUGAAUGAAAGGGGUGAGACUGAUGAUCAUGACCUGAAAGGGAUGGCACAGAAUAAAGUCGAUUUUGAGAAGAAAAUGGAAGAAAUUGGAGUGGCCAUAGUAGGAUUCCAUGAUUCUGCAAACCGAAUUAAAUCUCAGCUGAACAAGAUCGAAUAUCAUCAGGCUCUUCUACGAGCUCAUGAAGCUCGCGAUCGUGCUAUCAUGGUGGCUAAUUUGGAUCGAGUAACAUUCUGGAGCUGUGCGCAUACUCUAGUUCUCUUAGGUGUUGGUGCAUUGCAGGUCUACAUGAUCCGAAGUAUGUUUGAAGACAACUCUAAGCUAGGGCGCCUCAUAAGAAGUGGAAAAUCCGGGUCGUGUUAUUCACCAUACCGUAACUUUUUUGUCUACCUGAUUGCAUUACCACAUGCUUGGGCUCUCAUUUCGGAAGAAGAAAUAGCUUUGAAUGUCCAAGUGCCAUCCGGCAAGGUAGAAUGUUUCUUUAUCCCAAUUGUGAAGCCGACCUAUAGGUCAUUGGAGCUCAACUACCGGGUAGUCAAAGGAUCUGGUGGGAACAGAGACAUCACUGUGACUUUGCGAGAUCCAAGGGCAGUGGAAGUGAUCUCUGAUCAAAGAAUCAACUACCAUAGUCACCGUGUCGUCAUUGGUGACUCUGAUGGUUCUCGUGGCGACUAUACCAUAUGUCUGGACAACAGUUACAGUUACGACACCAAAGUGGUUGCACUAGCCAUCUAUCUCCUGGACGAGAAAGGCGAAUACAUUGGCGAGCAAGCCACUUUGUCACCGACUAAUGCAUUAAACAUCGAGCUAGAAGUUUUCGAGGCUUCCACUCGUCGGGUGAAGGCCAACUUAAAUAGGGCUGAAAACGAGAUGAACGUGUUGCGUACAACCAGUCUUGCUGACCGCACAAUUGCUGAGCAGAACUUUGAAAAAGUAAACUGGUAUGGAACACUAAAUACAUGUGUUAUGGUGAUUUCUGCGAUUACACAGGUGUAUGUAAUCAGGAGUUUGCUCACUGAAGGAUCUAGUCUUGGCAAAUUUUUGAGAAAAGGACAACUGUGACAUUGCAGCACUAUUAUAGAAUCCACUACUUAUUUCUUACCGUAUAUUUCACUUAAAUUAUGCCCAUCGUUAGCCUGGUUUGUAUACGGUUACCUCUUUUUAAACAUUGCCUGAGAAUCUCUUGCGAAAAUAUAUAUUGAGCACAAAUUUUUCGUUUAACUAAUAAUCAGCAAUAUAAAUCAAAAGUAACAAAAACAAGGAUAUAACAGAAACAAC